Tachysurus fulvidraco (yellow catfish) is the source of this 3210-nucleotide messenger RNA. Its product is annotated as protein NYNRIN-like. Bases 1 to 3210 code for a protein of 1069 amino acids. The transcript has a single exon. Gene Ontology annotation, biological process: DNA integration. The record is from RefSeq and is a predicted model, not a curated record. Gene Ontology annotation, molecular function: RNA-DNA hybrid ribonuclease activity; nucleic acid binding. Lineage: Eukaryota; Metazoa; Chordata; Actinopteri; Siluriformes; Bagridae.
AUGCCACAGGCAGACACAGAUGUACUGAAAACAAUGUGGCAGAUGACACACAUUUCUGGGGAAGAUCCCCGAUUACAAGCAGUUCCUAGAGAACUUUGGGCAACAGGGAAAUAUGAUGUAGGUCUGAUCAAAAAUUGUGCACCGGUGCAGAUAACACCUAAAUCGGAUUACAGACCUUGCAAAACUCAGUACCCCUUAAAGCCAGAGGCUAUUAGGGGUAUCACAUCAGUGUUUAAUUCACUGCUUGAAUCUGGAGUGAUUGUGCCAUGUGAAACCUCCCCAGUGAGAACACCUAUUUUUCCAGUGAGGAAACCUAGGCCUCUGGGUGAACCAGAGGAGUGGCGUUUUGUCCAAGAUUUGCAAGUAGUGAAUGAUGCAGUAAUUCCAAGAGCUCCAAAUGUGCCAAACCCUCACACAAUCUUGUCUCAGAUUCCACCAGAAAGCAAGUGGUUUUCUGUGGUAGACUUAGCUAAUGCUUUUUUCAGUGUACCAGUUCAUCCAGACAGCCAGUUUUCUUUCAAUGGAAAGCCGUACACUUUUACCAGAUUGUGUCAGGGAUAUUGCGAAUCUCCAACUAUUUACAAUGAAGCUCUUAAAAAUAGUCUUGAAUCUCUGACGCUGACCCCAGGGUCAGCAAUUCUUCAAUAUAUGGACGACUGCAUGAUUGCAGCGCCAUCUAAAGAGCAAUGUGAAAAAGACACUAUUGCGUUACUUUGUCAUCUAGCGGAGGAAGGUCACAAGGCGAGCUUAUCAAAGCUGCAGUUUGUAAAACAGCAAGUGAAAUUCUUGGGGCAUCUGAUAUCAGAACAAGGCAAAACUAUUGAGCAGAACAGAGUUGCAGCAAUACAAAACAUUCCAAAGCCUAACACAAAAAAACAACUGAUGUCAUUUCUAGGCAUGUGCUCUUAUUGUAGGACUUUCAUACCAAACUAUGCAGGCCUCGAAGCACCUUUGAGCGCAAUUGCUCAUGGGAAAGGCCUACAGGCCCACAGUGCACUGACUUGGACACCAGAGGCAGAAAAAGCCUUCGUAGAUUUGAAAAUGGCUUUACAAACCACCCCAACAUUAGGGAUUCCAGAUCCAAACGAAUUGUUUGUACAAACAGUUGAUGAAAAAAGUGGUUGUAUGACAUCAGUGCUAUUACAAAAUCAUGGUGGGAAAAUGAGACCAGUGGCCUACUUCUCUGCUAAAUUGGAUCCGGUAGCAGCAGGCCUGCCAAUGUGUUUAAGAGCAGUAGCAGCAGCUGAGAAAGCAGUUAAUGCUUCUAGAGAUAUUGUGGGAUACAGUGAACUAACUCUUUUGGUCCCACAUGCAGUGUCGCUUCUUCUUCUUGAACAGAAAACAGCCCAUAUGUCUGCGGCACGUUGGCUGAGAUAUCACACUAUUUUGCUUGACAUGCCAAAUGUGAAAGUAAAACGCUGUACUGUGUUAAACUCUGCAACUCUUCUCCCUACAGAAGCGGAUGGAGAACCACACAAUUGUGUUGCAGUUGUAAAUGAAAUUUGCAGUCCUAGGUCUGAUUUGCAGGAAACGCCGUUGCAGAAUCUAGAUCUUGAGUUUUUUGUGGAUGGAUCAGCCUUCAGAGAUCAGAAAACAGGCCGCAACUGCGUGGGGUAUGCAGUAGUAACACAACAUGAAACGGUUAAAGCAGAAUCAUUACCAGAGCAUCUCUCUGCGCAGGCAGCCGAAUUGGUUGCUUUAACAACAGCAUGCAGGUUAGCAAGAGACAAAACUGUCACCAUUUAUACUGACAGUAGAUAUGCAUUUGGGGUAGUACAUGAUUUUGGUACAUUGUGGAAAAACAGAGGUUUCCUGACUUCUUCAGGUAAAGCAAUCAUGCACAAUGGCCUGAUUUCUGAACUCCUGGAUGCAAUCCUGUUGCCAAAAUCUAUUGCCAUAUGUAAGUGUGAAGCACACACUGGGAAACAUGACCCCAUUUCACAGGGCAAUGCGCAAGCAGAUGCAGCAGCAAAAUCAGCUGCGCAGAAACUGAUUUUUUCAUCAGAGAACGACGAAACUUUGUGUAUGUUGCAAAUAUGUACUCCCACAGCAGAUCUCAAAGAUCUUCAAUCACAGUCUACAGCCCAAGAAAGAGCCACAUGGAGGAAAGCAGGAGGUGUGGUAAGAGAUGGGGUUUGGUACGGCCCUGAUGACAAGCCAUGUUUGCCAAAGAAAUUGUUUCAAUUCUAUGCUAAAUUGGUGCAUGGCCAAGACCAUGCGUCAAAAGGGGGGAUGUAUAACAGUGUCUCCAGAUACUGGCACACUAAGGGCUUUGCAAACUAUUCCCAGAAGUUUUGUGAGAAAUGUAUAGUGUGUGCAACAAACAACAUUGGCCGAGGCGUUAAAGUCUCCCAGAGCGCCCAUCCUCCGCCACAGCGACCAUUUGAACACCUUCAGAUGGACUUUAUUGAACUGACACCCAGUGAAGGCAAAAAAUACUGUUUGGUGAUAGUGGAUAUGUUCUCUAAGUGGGUGGAAGCUUUCCCCACUUCCAAACAGGAUGCAAGUGCAGUAGCUAAAGCACUCCUGUCUGAAAUUAUUCCUCGUUGGGGAAUCCCUGACAAAAUCAGUAGUGACAAUGCGACUCCAUUUGUAAACCAAGCACUUCGACGGGUGAGAGAGUACUUGGGUAUAGAUCUCAGACAACACUGUGCGUACCACCCUGCCAGCGGAGGGGCGGUGGAGCGAGAAAAUGGUACGCUAAAGAAUAAAUUGGCCAAGUGCUGUGAUGAAACAGGUCUAUCAUGGGUAAAGGCCCUUCCCAUUGUGUUAUUAUACAUGAGAACGAGAACUAGAGGGAGAGUGAAUUUAAGCCCAUUUGAGAUACUGUUUGGCAGACCCCCAAAUACAGGAAUUGAGCCUGGACACACACCCGGAUUAACCACAAGCCAAUGUGAAGAUGAAAUGCUGUGUUAUUGUGCAAACUUGUCCCCUGUUUUGUCUCAAAUCCAUAAGCAGGUGAAGGAAGCACUGCCUAAGGUGACACAAACAGAUCUGCACAGUCUCAAACCAGGUGACUGGGUGGUGGUGAAGGAUUUCAGGAGGAAAAGCUGGAGAGCCAGGCGGUGGCUGGGACCAUUUCAGGUACUUCUGACCACGCAGACUGCGGUGAAGGUUACAGAGAGAGCAACGUGGAUUCACGUUAGCCACUGUAAGCGGGUUCCUGAGCCAGAGGAAAAACCAACACCCGACAGCUGCAAAGAGGAAUGA